GAUUUAAAAGCAAUGCAGCAAACUGAAUCAGUUAAAGAGUUUGGCGGUUACUUAAAGCGCUACAUUCAUUAUUCACAAACUUGCCAUUGUGAAAUGACCUUCUCUGUUUACCUACCACCGCAAGCUGAAGCGACAAAAGUGCCCGCACUGUAUUGGCUGUCAGGCCUUACGUGUACAGACGAUAAUGCGCGAGUGAAAGCAGGUGCGCAACGUUAUGCGGCUGAACAUGGAAUUGCCAUUGUAUUUCCUGAUACUAGUCCGCGCGGUGAUGAUAUUGCCGAUGAGCCAGAGCACUAUGAUAUGGGGCAAGGUGCUGGAUUUGAAGCCGGUGCGAAAGUUACUGAUAUUUUGAUUGAUCAGGGAACAGCAGAUGAGUUUUACGAUGAGCAGCAACUAUUACCAGAAAACUUUCAAAAAGCCUGUAAUGAAGCAGGGCAAAAAGUAACAAUACGAAUGCAAGAAGGUUAUGAUCAUAGUUAUCACUUUAUUGCGAGUU
Priapulus caudatus is the source of this 496-nucleotide messenger RNA. Its product is annotated as S-formylglutathione hydrolase-like. Gene Ontology annotation, molecular function: S-formylglutathione hydrolase activity. The annotation marks the transcript as partial. Gene Ontology annotation, cellular component: cytosol. The record is from RefSeq and is a predicted model, not a curated record. Gene Ontology annotation, biological process: formaldehyde catabolic process. The transcript has 2 exons. NCBI's taxonomy places the organism in Eukaryota, Metazoa, Priapulida, Priapulimorpha, Priapulimorphida, Priapulidae.